CCCCUCAUCUUGCCCCCCUUUCGACUCAUCUCCCUUCUUUCUCUCUCCACCACCCACCCCUUCCUACCCAUCGCAGCCGUAUUUGCAUCCCUCCUUCCCCUUUCUUUUCCCAUUAGGGCUCAGGCCUCCUCCCUCUCGCACUGCCGGGGAAUGUCCAGCUAUUCGAGCCAUCUCUGGCGAACCCUGGAUCGGCGUUGCGCCCGGCGCCCGCGCCGACUCUCGCUGCCGAAGCUGCAGCGGCAGAGCAGCUAUUGGUCUCGGCCCAAGUGGGCCGCGGGCUCGGGCCUGGCCCGCUGCCGGAGUCUGGCCCUGGUGGCGGGGGUAGGGCUCGGGCUCGGCAUCGCUUUCACUCGCGAUCUGGCCCUGCAGUCGGAAUGCCUGUCGGAGGAGGAAGAGCAGCAGCGGAGACCGUCGGCCGGGAGCCUGGAGACGGCCCGGGAGGUGGGCCGGGACUUGCUGCAGAGGAUCAAGGAUGAAGUGGGAGCUCCUGGGAUAGUAGUUGGUGUUGCUAUGGAUGGAAAGGAAGUUUGGUCUGAAGGACUGGGCUAUGCAGAUGUGGAAAACCGAGUGCCGUGUAAGCCAGAUACGGUGAUGCGAAUUGCCAGCAUCAGCAAACCCCUGACCAUGACUGCCAUCGCCAAGCUGUGGGAAAAUGGAAAGCUGGAUUUUGAUGCUCCUGUGCAGAAAUAUGUGCCAGAAUUUCCAGAAAAGGAGUACGAAGGAGAGAAAGUAACGAUAACCGUAAGGUUGUUGGUGUCCCAUCUGAGUGGCAUACGACACUAUGAGAAGGAUGUUAAGAAAAUACAGGAACAAAAGAGAAAAGACAAGGGACAGAAGCUUGUUAAAGAUGCUGCAGAGCCAAAAACUCGUCAGAACAAGAAGGAGUUUGAACAUGAAGAAUACUACAUCAAAGAAAAGUUUGAGAAUAUUUCAAAAUCACUGAAGCUCUUUGAGAAUGACCCCUUGGUUUUCAAACCUGGGCAUCAGUUCUUGUAUUCAACACAUGCCUGGACCCUUCUUGGUGCUAUAGCAGAGAGGGCUUCCCAACAAAACUUCCUGCAGUUGAUGGUUAAACUGUUCCGGGAUCUUGAUAUGCUCAGAACUGUGCCAGAUGAAAAUGAGCCAAUCAUAUACAACCGAGCCAGGUACUACACUUACAACGAGAAGGGGCGACUGGUUAACUCUCCAUACGUGGAUUGCUCAUACAAGUGGGCUGGAGGUGGUUUCGUCUCCACUGUACAAGACCUGCUGAAGUUUGGUAACGUGAUGCUCUACAGCUACCAGGCUGGGCAGCUGCAGGAUGGGCACCAGGCAUUGCUGCCAGGCUACCUUAAGCCGGCCACCAUGAGGAUGAUCUGGAGACCGGUGGAGAAAACUGAACUGAACUGGGACAGAGAUGGCAGCUACGCCAUGGGCUGGGGCGUGGUGGAGCAAGGGCAAGAGUGGGGGCAGUGCCGGAAACGAAGGCACUACCUCACACACACUGGUGGGUCAGUGGGCGCUAGCAGUGUCCUGCUGAUCCUCCCCAAGGUCCUUCCAAUCUCUUCUCCUGGCCCAUCAGAUCCAGAAACUCUCCCACAAGGGGUAGUGGUUGCCGUCCUCUGCAACUUGCAGUCUGUUAACCUUAACGCCACUGCUCUGAAAAUUGCAUUAGAGUUUGACAAGGUCAGGAGUGCUGAACCCUCCACUCCAACCCCUGCCCUACCAAUGCUAGCAGAUGACAUAAACACUGAAAGAGCCAGAUUUCAAGAAUGAGCAGCAUUUGGGGCUGGAGGACGGGGCAUUCCUGUGCUGAAGACCCUCACUGACGAGUAAGCUUGCCACUCUGAUUGGGGAUCUGUCUCUUCUCCCUCCACUGCAUCAUAAAUGAUAUUAUAACUCAAGCUAAAGAGUGAAAUUAGAUUUAUUUUUUUAAAAAUGGGUUUCAUUCUUAGUAGUGACUAGGGUUUCAUCUUGGAAUCCAGCAGUAAUGAUGAACUGGCAUCCCUGCGAUUCUGUCGUUCUUGAGUGCAGAUCUUGCACGGCCGACAUUUAAACAUUUUGUUCAAUCAUUUCCAGUUGAAUGACUUUACAAAGCAAUGUUUUAUAAACUUUACUGAAAGAAAUCUAAAAAAAAUAGUUCAUUAUUUCUUUGUAACAGUAUUGGAAAAUGUUAAUGAACUGUGUUUUAAGGUAUUAAGCAAGAAGUUCGGUGACUGAGAAACAGUGAUUGAAAGCUGGGAAUGCUGAUUAUUCACGGAUAGAUUCUGCUUGUAGUAUCCAGACGUUCAGUAUUGGGCAAUCCCACAGUGAGAUUUUGUUUGUUUUUGUAUGAAAACCACAAAAGUUUUCUUCAAAAUCAUUAAAGCCUUUACUCGAUUGACAUCAUCUUUAGGAAUGUAUAUAGUGCACACAAGGACGUGAGAAUUGGAAGAAGCAAGUUGUUUGACUCAGGCACUGUUCCAUCAUUUAAUCAGGUCACUGCAAAUCUCACUUCUAGCAUCUUGUACUAAUACCAUUUCCUUUGAUCUUGUUGAUGUCGAAAUAUCUUUUGAUCUGUCUUGAACAAAUUUAGUGACUGAGCCCACACAGCUCCCAUGUGUUAACAAUUCCAGAGAUUCACCAUGUAAGAAUUUCUUCUCAUUUCUGCCCUGAAUGGUCAUCACCUUGUAUCUGUUUUGAGUCUCAGGAAAACAAAAUGAAAAUUAAUGAUAAAAUACAACACAGUAGAUGCUGGAAAUUGAAUUAAAAUCAAAUAAAAUUUGUUUGAAAUAUUGUAUCUCAUGUUGCAGGAUCCUGGUUGCAAACAUGCAGCAGAGGAAACAUUAAUUCUGCAUUUCCCGUUGGUCCUCUUAUAGACUUUGCAAACUAUUAUAUUCUAACUGUCAUGUACCCCGUGACAGGUUAAAGAACCAGCAGAAGUGGAAAACCCUUUUGAGUCUGGUAUAGCUAUUAACUAAUAUUAUUUAUUAGUAACUAUGCAAUACAGUAAUAUAAAUGCAUAUAUAUCAAACAGGUUAGCAAUGAAUAUAUAUAUAUGUGGAAAUAUAUGAAAACCAAGCUUCUUCAAGACCAGGGGUAAAUAGAUAGUCUUACGAUGAUGAGUAAAGUUCAGUUCAGUUUGUGGUUUUGAGUUGGUAAGUAAUGGAGAGAGAGAGAGAGAGAGAGAGAGAGAGAUUUGAGACUUCAGGUGAGCUGACGCCGUCGAUCUUCCCGUUGUCCUCUGAAAUCCUUUAGAAGUCACCGACUGUGACCACAACAAAGGGGACCGUUCUUCUGCGGUGGAAUUAAUAACCCAGGCGAGGGUUGGACACACGAAUAACUCCCCAUCGGUCACACCCUUUUAACACUGCGAGAGCCACUGAUCGAUCCUCCAAAACCCACCUUUUCUGUGGGCACAACAAAGCUCAUUCAGUGUCCAAGACCAUGUGCCUGUAGGUCUAACAAGUGGCUUUCUACUUAUCUCACUGUGCUGAACACCAGCUGUCCAUCAAACGCUCCGCCCUUCUCUCUCUCUAAGAACUUGGAAGCUGCCAGUGUCCUUGCAAAGUAUAAACAAACUGUGAGCAGUCUUCGCCUCUCUCUCUCUUUCUUUCUCUCUCUUUUUAACAAGGUGUCUGUGUUGAACAACAAUUCUCUCUCUCUUUUCAAAAACCCAAAAGCUGACAGCAGUAGUCAGUGUCCUUGUAAAAGUGUAAACACGAGCUGAAAGACAGACUCUGCCCCUCUCCCUCUCAGCAGAAAUCCAAAAGUUAGUCUCAGUUCUUUCUUGUGCCUUAAAGUGACAGUCCACAGCAAAAAGGAACCCCAGGAGUACAUAACAUAACGGAUGCCCAUGCUGUAGGCUCAGUCUGUUUAGAUUCAGAUUCAGAUUUAGUGAUCAAAUAUACAUUGAAACACACAUUCUAGGUGUACAACAUUCCCUCAGAAUUAUAGGCCCACCAUACCUCCAAUUAGCACACGUCGUAUAAUGUAUGUCUUUUCCCAGAACAAUUAUAUCAUUUUCACAAAUCACAAGGUUAUCAAUGGAUCGUUGGGUCUCAGCAGAAUUCCGACAUUCAACAAAACACAAGACAAGUAUUAAAACGGAAUAAAGCAACAUUCGGACAGGAAUGUUUUUAAAAACAAAAGGGGAGAGAUGGAAAUGAUUUCAUUCUCUCUUAGUCAGUUUUCCCUUACCCAGAAACACAGGAUGUCCUUGUACCAUCACCCAGUUUGUAUUUCCUUGUCUGUCAGCAAUAAUCUCACCCUCCACUGGAGGGAGAGACGGGUAUGUCACCCACACCUUAAUGCCCUUGCAGAACUGAAUUGGUUUGUGUUGUGCAUUCAGUUGUGCUGUCAGGAACAAAAGGAAUAUAUUAUUCUGUCAUUAACAGAAACGGAAAUAUGUGCUUUCAAGGGGCAGUUGUUCAAUUUAUACAAAACAUGGGGAAAGACAGGUAACCAUCCAGGUAAGGUAUGGGCAGAAAUAAAUAAUUUUAUUUGCUGUGUUAAUAGGCCAUUUAUUUGUUCAAUCAGAUCCCUGGCCCAAGAUUAAUAGGGAACACAGAAAACCCACCGUACACCAUUAGAGGCAGGCUUGGAACCUGAACAGUGCAAAUCAUUAUCGGAUUGCAUUUCAAGGGGAUUGUCAUAUGCAGAAACAAGAUGUUCUAUACCUUGCUUUAACAGUAGGUAUUGCCAUCAAAAGACCAUAGUGAAGGAGGUACUGGAAUUGCUUCUGUAAAGGAAGGGGAACAAUAUAAUUUAUUUGUCAAAUCUAAGCAGGAGCACACCCACGACGAAUGGCAGCCAAGGGUUGCUUUGGAAGCUGUAGCUCCUUAAUUUCUAAACAUAGCCCAUAAUUCCCAACCGCUGUAUGAGCUACGUCAGUGGGAAGGAAUAAUCCUUGCUGCCUAGACCACUCCACAGUACCCGUAAGCCCCAGCUGACUAGAAGACUCAAAGACUCACCGAGCAAGUGGGCUGAGAGCUAGAUGUCACCUUUCAGUGCAAGUGAGUUUGUCAGCGAUGUUGUUAAAUCUUGUCAUCGGUGAGCAUGGUAAACUGUAAUGGUAAGACGCGUGCGAUGAUUGGUUCCGUAACUUCACUCCCAUAAGCAUAGUAUAAGACUGCUGGGCAACCAGACAGCAAAUCCAUUAGCAACAAUGGUAUAAAUAUGGGCUCCUUUGGUUUCAUGCAUAAUGACAGUAUGCAUUGCUACAAGUUCUGCAUAUUGGCUCAACCCAUCAGUGCCCUCCUUCAAACCCUGGUUGGUGGGGGGGGUUUAAGGCAGCAGCUUCCCAACAAUGACCUUUCUUCCAUAUUGCGGAACCAUUGGUAAACCAGGCGUGCUGCUGCUGAGCAGGAGUCAGAAGAUCAACAGGAACCCCCCACACAAUGGGCCAGACGUCGGCCAGAGUGGCCGCAGCAGAUUGAGCAACCAGUUCAUAUACUGCACUAAAUCCGUCCAGUCUGUCUGAUAGCAUUUCCACUCUCCAAUUGAGCUCUGUUGUGCAUGUCUGAGAGUGUGUCAGAGAGUACCCAUCCCACAAUGGGAAGAUCAGGGCAGAGAGAGAAAAGGGAACUCCCCCAUCUGUGUCUCAGUCUCUACUAAAGCCCAGUGGCCGGCGAGCAGUUGUUUCUCAAAUGCAGUGCAUCUGGUGGCAGCAUGAAACCCUGAGGCAUAUUCUUUCCUCCAUACUUCUCCACAGGGUCCAGACAGCCACAUCAUCUCUCACAGAAACUUGCAGUUCAAAGGGGAGGCUUUCUUAACGAGGAGACGGGGUAAGGUCAUGGCGAUGGCCUCCUUUGCAGACUCAAAAAACUGAUUGUUGUCCAGGGCCCCAUACAAAAAUAAAUUUCUUUCUGGACACAGUGUACGAAGGACAGAGGAGCGCAGGGAAGAGUAGGGCUUUCAGCUGCACCACCAGCCGAUCUGCUUGUCAGACCCAGGCCUCGGGGGCCACAUGGGAGUGGGUCCUGCAUAACGUGAGUCAUCUCGUGGGAAUGCUCACCGUGCCGUUCCAUGACGCUCCGAAGCGUUUCUUGUACGAGCUGCUCCUGCACACCUUUCACUUCCUUGCCUUCGUCUGAUGAUUGGACACGCCUUGGCGGUCCGUGUUAACAUCUGGCAGCGGAGGAGGUCCCCAGUGGAAGUCUCUUUAUGCAGGGGUCCUUCCCCUGUACAAUGGGGACCGGGGACCUGGGACCUGGGGUGGAAGGUGUUGCAUCGGGCAGUAGCAUACAACAGGUUUUUGAGCAAGUUCACUAACACCCCAUCCACCUGUCCAUUCUGUGGGCGGGAGGAGUCAGUGUACCACACUUAUAUGGAGUGUGAGAGGUUGUAGCCGCUCUUUGAGUUUCUCAAGGGGCUGCUGCGGAGGUUCCGUCUGCACUUCAGCCCUGUACUCCUCACCUACGGGCACCCAGGUCAGAACAGGGUGGGCUGAGAAGAGGAUCUCCUGGUGGGCUUGGUCCUGGGCCUGGCCAAGAUGGCCAUUCACUGGUCUAGGUGGGGGGUGGCAUUGUCUGGGCCAACUGCCUGCCCCUUUUCCAAAGAUAUGUUUGUGCCCGGCUGUCCUUGGACAGGGAGCACGCGGUCGCAAUGGGUACAGUGGCAGAUUUCUGGGAGCGGUGGCCCCGCCCAGUCUAUUGACUGUUUUAUAGAC
Mobula hypostoma (lesser devil ray) is the source of this 6628-nucleotide messenger RNA. RefSeq names its product lactamase, beta (gene lactb). NCBI's taxonomy places the organism in Eukaryota, Metazoa, Chordata, Chondrichthyes, Myliobatiformes, Myliobatidae. Gene Ontology annotation, cellular component: mitochondrion. Gene Ontology annotation, molecular function: peptidase activity. The transcript has 6 exons. Gene Ontology annotation, biological process: regulation of lipid metabolic process; proteolysis. Bases 151 to 1755 code for a protein of 534 amino acids. The record is from RefSeq and is a predicted model, not a curated record.